Lactuca saligna is the source of this 360-nucleotide messenger RNA. The record is from the annotation of a GenBank genome assembly. NCBI's taxonomy places the organism in Eukaryota, Viridiplantae, Streptophyta, Magnoliopsida, Asterales, Asteraceae.
AUGGAAAUUCUAGAGGGUAUGGUAAGUGAUGAUAGUGGAGAUGCUUUCUAUAGUGAGAAUGGAGAUGGUUCUGAUUAUAGUGGAGAUGAUUUUGAUGACAGUGAGUACAUUGUACAUGAGUCUAACUUGCAACUUGAUGUGGAUGUAUACAUGAGUGAAUUCCAAAGUGUCGUGGAUGUAGAUGAACAUGGAAUUUUAAACAAGCAAACCGAAAGUAUAGGGAAUGACAUAGUUGACGAAGAGUUGGAGGUUAUUCAAAGUGAUGAUUAUCAGUAUGCAGGAUUUUAUGAAGAUGAAAUGACAAGAAUGCUUAAGGAAUUGAGUAGGUCAACUCCAUGCUCACAUGGGGAGAUCCAUUGA